This is a messenger RNA of Aspergillus caelatus, 1778 nucleotides long. RefSeq names its product ribosome biosynthesis protein NOC4 (gene noc4). Bases 24 to 1676 code for a protein of 550 amino acids. Gene Ontology annotation, biological process: ribosome biogenesis. Lineage: Eukaryota; Fungi; Ascomycota; Eurotiomycetes; Eurotiales; Aspergillaceae. The transcript has 3 exons. The record is from RefSeq and is a predicted model, not a curated record. Gene Ontology annotation, cellular component: small-subunit processome; Noc4p-Nop14p complex; nucleolus.
CGUUAUCAAAAUUUUCGGACACAAUGCCUGCCCCUACGGUCGGAGCUACGAGCUCCAAGAAAAGAAAGAACCUCAAAGAGAGCGGUGUCCCGUCGUCGAAGCGUCGUGCAGUGGCAGAGAACGAUAGCGCAGAUGUGAUGGUCGAAAUCUCUCAAUUGGAAGAACAGAUUUCCGAGUCGCGAAAGUACUACAACAACAUCGCCAAGCUGAUUUCGAUGCUGAAUGUGGACGAAAAUGCUACCAAUCCAAAUUUGGCCGUCGCAGUAUCCCUCUGUCGAGUGUUCAGUAGAUUGAUUGCCGGUGGAGAUAUGGCGGAGACAAACAGAGCCGCAGAGAAUGAGAAGAUCAUUGCAGCAUGGCUGAAGGAACGCUGUCGCGAAUAUCAGAAGGCGCUUUCUGCCAUACUGCGUGAGGGGGAUACGUCUGCUAAGCUCACAGCCUUCACUCUCUGCAUGCGCAUGAUCAGCGAACGUGCUACCCAUAUCCCUGGCGAAGAUCCUCAAGUCUGGCUAUCUGGUUUGUUCAAGAACGUUAUCGAAGCCGUUGUCGAAACCGGCGACAGCGAGGCACUGCGGUCUGAGUUCCUUGAGAAGUUCGCAAAGGAAUACGAAGACGUGCGGUUCUAUACAUUCGUGCAGAUUGCCGACAUCGCAGGAACGAAACAAAAUACAAAAACCCUUGACAUCCUCAUCUCCAUACUAUCAGCCUGCGACACGGUCCCCAGCCCCCAGCACGAAUUCCAGAACUUCUAUGUCAAAUCCAGCAAAAAGAACAAGAAGCUCGUCUCAGUCAAUUCUCACAAGAAGCGCGCCCAAGACGCCUGGCUCGCCGUCCUCCGAAACAACAUCUCCGAAUCCCAGCGGAAGAUCCUCCUCCGCAUCAUGGUCCACAACAUCGAGCCCUGGUUCAGCCGUCCCGAACUGCUCAUGGACUUCCUAACAGACUCCUACAACGUCGGCGGUGCAACCUCCCUGCUCGCCCUCUCUGGUCUAUUCUACCUUAUCCAGGAAAAGAACCUGGAUUACCCUCAGUUCUACCAAAAGCUCUACUCGCUCCUCGAUGCCGACUUGCUCCACUCCAAACACCGUUCCCGCUUUUUCCGCUUGAUGAACACUUUCCUCGCCUCCACCCAUUUGCCGGCUACUCUUAUCGCCAGCUUCAUCAAGCGUCUCUCUCGUCUUGCGCUUAACGCCCCUCCAGCUGCCAUCGUUGUGACCGUCCCCUUCAUCUACAACCUCCUUAAAUCACACCCCACCUGCACCUUCAUGCUCCACCGCGUUAUCAAGGACGAAGCCAAAGCCGAAUUGGAGGCUGAGGGCAUGGACGACCCGUUCGAUCCAGAGGAGCCCGAACCGGUUCGUACAAACGCCAUAGAGAGCAGUCUAUGGGAGAUCCACUCCCUCCAACAACACUAUCAUCCCAACGUUGCCGCGAUUGCACGUAUCUUAUCCGAGCAAUUCACGAAACAAUUUUAUAACCUUGAAGAUUUCCUGGACUAUACCUACCAGGGUAUGGUGCAAGCGGAGCUGGGAACAGAGGAGAAGCCCAUGAAGCGGAUCCCUGUUAUUGAGUAUCACAUCCCCAAGCGGAUAUUUACCGAUCGAAUGUUAAAAGAGGAUGGAGGCGUGGAUACCGCGCCGGGGAGCCUUGUCAGAGGGUUAUGGGAUUUCCCAUAAGGGUUACGCGCGAUGCACAGGUAUAUUUUAGAUUUUCUUUUUCUUUUUUAGCGUAUAUAAUUGGACUGGUUUGAUUAACAUACAACGAAUAUAAGUUUACAC